Messenger RNA from Rhineura floridana, 8457 nucleotides. It is a transcript of the gene OSBPL7, whose product is annotated as oxysterol binding protein like 7. Gene Ontology annotation, cellular component: plasma membrane; intracellular membrane-bounded organelle; perinuclear endoplasmic reticulum. Gene Ontology annotation, molecular function: cholesterol binding. The transcript is spliced from 24 exons. Lineage: Eukaryota; Metazoa; Chordata; Lepidosauria; Squamata; Rhineuridae. The record is from RefSeq and is a predicted model, not a curated record. The coding region runs from base 451 to 3141 and encodes 896 amino acids.
CAUCGAGGUGCGCCCUGCACACGGAAGAAACGGCUUGAACCAGUCCUCCAAGAGGCAGGGCGGCAGAUGCGAGCCCAGCGCAGGAGAGCUGCAAAAGGUGGAUUAACUAAAGCGCACCAGCGAGAGGGAAAGGCACGAACUGGCUGCUUUCGGCUUAGCUUGGCAGCUGCUUCCUGAUUCCGGUUUGCAGCAGCAACAACAGGCGUUGCUGCAGGAAUCGCAAAACAGAGUGUCCAAAGGGGGGAGAAAGCAAGUAUCGCCUCUGCACCCAGGAAUCUGGGGGACCAUGUGGCUGUACUGGGUGGAACCUGGAAGCGAAGGCACAAAUAGAGCCAGCCUUCUGAAUGUGAUGCCCAGGAGAGGAAGGCAAGGUUCUGACCAACAGGUGUAUCUCUGAGACUUUCUUGACACCCAGAGGGAACAUUGGUAAAAGAGACAGCCUCCACAGGAAUGGGUAGCCAUGAGAAAGAUCCAUCUUCUCCUAAAAGGGCACCACCCCCCUCCCGCUGCAACAGCACCGUGUCUUCCAAACACAGCGUUGCUCGGCAGGGCUCUGAAAGCUGGGAGGUGGUGGAUGAGCUACGGAUCCAAAGCGGAGUCAUUCAGGAGCCAGAGAGGCAGGAGGGCUACCUGCUAAAGAAGCGAAAAUGGCCUCUGAAGGGCUGGCAUAAGCGCUAUUUUGUUUUGGAAGAUGGAAUCUUGAAAUAUGCCACGACACGCCAAGAUGUGCUGAAGGGGAAACUUCACGGCUCCGUUGAUGUCCGUUUGUCAGUCAUGUCAGUCAACAAGAAGGCCCAGCGUGUAGACCUGGACACAGAAGAGAACAUUUAUCAUCUCAAGAUUAAAUCCCAGGAACUCUUCAAUAAUUGGGUGGCCAAGCUGUGCUCACACCACCAAGCAGAGAAACUGGAGUCUUCCCAAAGACAGUACCUGACAAGUAGUCAUGGCGGGAGAGCCUCCCAUCCCACACAGGCCUGCAGCUCGCGGCACCGCAUCCUGAUGUCAGAGAGCGCCCCUGCCUUGUCUUCGCUGGCUAGUCCCCGAGACAAGGUGAAUUCCUGGCUGAGUGACAGCAAAGGCCUGGAGAGGUGCUCGGCAGAACUCUCAGAAUGUCAGGGAAAGCUACAAGAACUCAACCUUAUGCUGCAGAGCUUGGACUCUCUCCACCGCAUUCCGUCAGCUCCGCUCAUCUCCAAUAGUCAGAGUUCAGCCAGCACAGAGAGACCCAGGAAGGGGAAGAGAUCCACCCGGAUCUGGUGCACUCAGAGUUUUGCAAAGGACGACACCAUAGGCAGGGUGGGACGUCUGCAUGGUUCUGUGCCCAACCUCUCAAGAUAUUUGGAAUCCUGUCAAAACCAAGCCAUCUUUAGCAUCCCUCCAGAAUACAGCCAGCUGCAGAGAAGUUUCUGGAUCUUAGCUCAGAAAGUUCAUGGUUCCCUCAGCAGCGUGCUGGCCGUGCUGACUGUGGAGCGAGACCGUCUUCAAGAAUUGCAGCGGACCCUGGAUGUGCAGCAUUCUACCAUGCCUUCUGCACAGGGUGGCCGUGGGGGUGGCAUUGGCACUGCAGCAACUGGGACACUGGACAAUCCGGAAUGUAUGCGCCGCUUCCAUUCCCUUUCCAUCUCCUUGGACACAACCUUGGACUCUUUUGCCUCAUUCAACCCUGAUGAGCCAGAUGCUGUGUUGGUUAAAGGUCAGGAGCAGCAGUUGUCCAAUCGCAGCAUUGUGUCUCUCUCCGAUUCACACACGGAGUUCUUUGAUGCCUGCGAGGUUUUCCUGUCGGCCAGCUCAUCGGAGAACGAGGCAACGGAUGACGAAUCCUGCAUCAGCGAAGUGACAAACAGCAUCUUGGAGGAAACGGCAGACAUGGCGGGAGGACCUGGGCAUUGCCACAAAGGCCCAAGCGCCGGGCACUGUGUUGGGGACUCCUCCGAGAUGAGCUUAGGCCUCCCAGUGCCUCUUCCUCUGUACCUCCCUGGGCCGGGCCCUGGGAUCACACGACGGAACUGCCUCCCUGCUUCCCACGUCCAUGCCAGUGAUGUCAGCCUCUGGAACAUUCUUCGCAACAACAUUGGCAAGGAUCUUUCCAAGGUCUCCAUGCCGGUUCAGCUAAAUGAGCCCCUCAAUACGCUGCAACGCCUUUGCGAGGAACUUGAGUACAGUGCCCUGCUGGAUGCGGCCAGCCGCAGCCUGGACCCCUGUGAAAGAUUGCUCUACAUGGCCGCCUUUGCCGUAUCUGCCUAUGCCUCCACCUACUACCGUGCUGGCAGCAAGCCCUUCAACCCUCUGCUGGGGGAAACGUAUGAGUGCGUGCGGCCGGACAAGGGCUUCCGUUUCAUAAGUGAGCAGGUCUGCCACCAUCCUCCUGUCUCCGCUUGCCAUGCAGAGUCUGACAACUUCGUUUUCUGGCAAGACAUGAAGUGGAAAAAUAAAUUCUGGGGCAAAUCCUUAGAGAUAAUCCCUGUGGGUACAGUGAAUGUCCAGCUUCCCAGGUUUGGGGAUCACUAUGAAUGGAACAAGGUGACUUCCUGCAUCCACAAUAUCUUGAGUGGCCAGCGCUGGAUUGAGCAUUACGGUGAGGUGCUGAUUCGAAACACGAGAGACAGCACCUACCACUGCAAGCUCACCUUUUGCAAAGCGCGGUACUGGGGUUCCGGAGUCAACGAGGUGCAGGGCGCCAUUCUCAGCCAUAGCGGCAAGGUUAUCCACCGGCUGUUCGGGAAGUGGCAUGACGGGUUGUAUCAUGGCAUGGCUCCCAUUGGCAAGUGCAUCUGGAGGCCCAACCCCAUGCCUCGGGACUAUGAGAAGAACUAUGGUUUCACUCAGUUUGCCUUGGAGCUCAACGAGUUAACGCCAGAGCUCAAGCGCCUUCUGCCCUCCACAGAUACACGCCUGAGGCCUGACCAACGGUACUUAGAAGAGGGAAACGUGCAGGCUGCAGAGUCCCAGAAACGACGGAUCGAACAGUUGCAACGAGACCGACGUCGGGUGAUGGAGGAUAACAACAUUCUUCAUCAGGCACUCUUCUUCAGGCGGCAAGUAGAUGCCAACGGCAAGGAAUCCUGGGUAAGCAACAGCACCUACUGGAAGCUGAGGGCAGAGCCUGGCUUUAGCAAUAUGGACAGCACUGUCUUGUGGUAGCGGUUAGGAAUUGAAGGAGCGGCUGUGCCUUCCCGCCAUCUCCCAAAGUGGGGGGGGGGAAGCAGACAAUAAGGACCCCCUGCUGGAUAAGCACAAGGUGAUCAAGGCAUGCAAUUCUGAAAUACCAGCACCUCACGAAGGGGAGGGGCGCCCUUCAGCGUUAACGCCAUGCACUUCCAAAGCAACUCUCCUGCACGCACACUUUGAGAAAGGCACCCAUGUUCCAUCUCGCAUUCUUGCACUGCUGCCUGCUGGCUAGGCAGACCUUAGCGGAGCCUUGGGAUUGCCGCAGACGCUGACAAGGAAGCACUUUAGCAUCACCUGGAUGAAAAAGGGACACAGGGCAGAAGCUGUGGGGCAAGUGAGGCAGAAUGCCCCGAAGCAACUUGAAAAUGGGAAGACGCUCUUUUAAUUUUCAAAGCCUGCCUUUUGCUCAAAUAACAGUGGCAAAUAUAUGCUCCAACGAAAGACAACUUACGGGGCACUGAAGUGGUUGUUUGCACAGAGGAGCCUGAGCGCUGGACAUUUUGGGUCCUUUACCUAGCAGUGCCCUUCCGGCGUGGCUGGUUGUGCCUCCCCUCCUUCCUUUUUUUGUUCUUGUGCCAUUUCCCUUUUCAGACAGAUGCUAGGGGUUGUCCUGAGGUAAAACCUGGCCUUGGUUAGGAAUUCCCACUCCAGGAGCAGAUUGAAUAUCGAGCUGUAGUAGCCCUUCGAGGAGACUCUCUUUUCUUCUCUCCACCCAUGGUGGCUGUAGUGUCGGGACAUCAGAUUGGGUUAAUGUACCUGCACCCCAGGGAUGCCUGGUACCUCUGUGGCUGCAAUACCAGGGCCUUUUCCACACCUUAAGGCGGUGCUCCCUGAGUCCUAGCCUACUACCUGGACUGAUAAUAGAGCCAGGACAUUGUGUGUGUAUGUUGGUUUUCCACCCUCCCCUGUCUCAUCUCUGGUAUCACCCUUUCCCCUCCCUAUUAGCUGGGAAUGUAAGCCCCUCCUCCUCCACUACCACCACCACCACUACUGUUCUUCAGCAUUUGAAGCAAUAAUUUUAAAGGGGUGGAAGGUGGGGACACACUAGCACUCCCCACAGCCCUUUGCAGAAAUGCGUACCUCAGCUUCAGGUCAUGGUCUAUCAGAGUUUGUGAGAUUCUGAGCUGCCUUAUGAUGAGUAUGGCGGCAGUGAGGUAGAAAUCAGUGGUGGCUCGUGUUACUGGUAAGGUGGAAGACAGGGGAGCCCAUAGUCAGUGGGGCCAGAGCCAAUGGCAGGCAGAGCCAACUAAUUCUACUUGUGUCCAUCCUGUUCCCUGCUGAGUUCUGCAAAGGUAUCACUGAGAGUAAGGAGGAAGAAGCUGAGAGGCAGAGCCACCCCCCUGGACUGGGCUCCUCCUAGGAGGAAGGGCGGGAUUUAAAUUAAAUUAAUAAAUAGGCAGGCAAGUGAUUGGGAGACUGCCUGAAGACUGCCUGAGGUUGGUGGGGCAGUGCCCAGUUGCCCAAAUGGACCAGCCUCCACUGGUGAAAAUGCUGUGUGUGUCUUUUGGGUGUGCAUGUUUAAGCCACCAUUUUGGGUGUCAUCAUGUCACGGAAGUAAAAUAUAAGCCAAGUUGGUAGAUAGAGGUUUGAGGGGAGGAGGAAGGUAGGGGUUGGUGGGUGGGUAUCUCCCGCAUGGAAGUAAAACAAGCCUGAAAUUUUGAGCUCUUUUUCAGCUAUGGCAAGAAGAAUAUAAGAUAUCCUGAGGCUUGGGUCUUGUUUGUAAGGUCCCAGGCUAUGGUCUGAAGGCACAUGAGGCCAGCACCCUGCUGAAGCUAAGCAGGGUCAGGUCUGGUCAGUGCCUGGAUGGGGGACCGCCUGGGAACUUUAUGUAAGCCGCCUUGGGUUUCUAUCAUGAAAAGAAAAGUGGGGUAUAAAUGUAAUAAAUAAAUAAAUAAUAAUAAUAAUAAAAAAACGGGAAGAGGAGGACAGGUUCUGUCUAAGUCUAGAGCAGGCCAACCUGAGUUGUGACCCACCAAGCCAACACAACCGUGCAAUUGAGACUACCAAGUGCUUGACAAUCUCCACCAUUUUUUGCAUUCCCAGAUUUAUUGAGCCUCUGAUAGGCUACCAUACAUGCUUAGCGUUUGGCUUGGUGGGUUGCAAAAUGCCGUCAUCUCAGUUCCCAGUUUUGUUUGUUGUGGUUUCACACACCCAUCCCUUUCAAACUGUGGGUAGGGAAGUAACUGGAAAAUGCUGUGCAUCUUUAUGCUGAUACAGGGUUCAGGCAUAAGUAUGAGACCUGCAGUGUGCAGAGCUCCCAAGACCACCUUCCAUGUUCCUCCAUUUUGCACAUCUGUCUACACUUUCCCAGCACUAUAAAAAUGAACAUCUCUUGCUGUAGUGGAGAUAUGCAAUGUGUGAAGCGGCCCUUGGUUUUCUAAAUUCCAGCUGUGGCAGCAGGGCAGUCUAGGGGCAUCACAGCUUUUUAUUUAUUUAUUUUAGUGUCCAGAUUCCUGAUUCUUUCACAGCUGGUCAUUAGGGAGAGAAAGUUCAAGCAGGCCUUUCUGCUUGAAAAAUAAUAAAACGAUUGUGCUACCCAACUCCCCCAUUCACUCUGAGGUGUUCAAGCAUCUUUUCUCAGCUCUUCUUGUUUACUGGCUCAGCCUCCCCAUUUAUGGAGAUCUGAAGGAGAGGACAUUAUUAACUGAAUGUCUGCAAAGCACUUUGGUUUCUUUUCUUGCUGGCAAAUGUGUUGGGGACUGGGGCUUUUUUUUUUUGCAUUCGAGGUUCAGCUUUGAUCCCUUUUUUUUAGAUACUUCCUGAAAAGGUUGUGAUAAUUGCUGCAUGGGAGGGGGAACUAUAAUUUCUUUCCCAUUAUCUGCUCCUCCCACUCUGCCCUUUCCUGAGGAUUUCUGCUCUACACACCCAGAUAGGUGUCCUGUCUUUUUGUCUGUCCUUUCUCUAUGUGUGCUGGUUGUCUUUAGUGUCUUGUCUGCCUCUCAAAGCAGGUUGGCCAGCCUGCUGUUGUUCACCCGGCUGGUCCGGUGCCGAGUCACUGUUCCAUCUUCUGCGUCCACAUUGAUUGGCCUCUGUUCUGUCCUUGUGUUGUGGCUUGAACACUCCACGGCGUGUCCAAUAAUAAUUAAAAAAAAAUCAGAAAAGUUCCAGUGUGUGGCAGCCAAUUUGUUAACCCCUCAGGUGAUACACGUGUUUUUCUUCUCAGUGUUCAGAAGCUUAUCCCUUAACCAUCAACAAUUUAAUAACAUCAUCAGCAACAACAAUAAUAGCAUUCACAUAGUACUUAUGCAUAGUGUAUAUUAUUUCAGGAAAUUUUACAAGUUGCACUGGAAUAGAGGCCAGUUUUUUUAUGCCUAUAUUACAGAUGGAGGACUGAGUCACUUUAAGAAUUCAUGGCUGUGGCAAGAUUUAAAAAGGUGAAUUACUGACUGACUAUCUGCCACUAUACUCCAGCACAGCAGCUUUUUAAGAUCAUUUUGACAGAACGGUGUUACUGCAGCCAUCAGCCCUGCGCUUGCUCCAUAAGUGGAGUAACAAGCCACCAGAGGAAGUACUUAGCCAUUCCCAUUAUUAGUACUGAAGGCGCAUAUCCUGUUGCAUUUGACAAGUCUGUUCCCUCACAGCUAGUUUCUGGCUUUUGAUUGGCCAUGCAACUUCCCAGCUCUUAGCAUUUGGGGAUCUUCCUCCUAUGAUUAGAGGCAGCCACUGAAGCUAAUUUGCCUCUGCAGCACUGCAAGGGAGCACACCACUCAGGGCCUUGAGAUGAAUCCACUUGGGGCAGCAGCACCGUGGCUGCGUUUGCAUAUGUACCUGCUAGUAGGGAGUGAAGCAGGAAGGGCACUUGGCACAAACCAUUGGAAUUGGUUCAUUUGACUAACAAACAAUAAUACAUGGGAUUCUCGCCAUAAUCCAGCUAGAUAUGUCAAUAUAAUUGCCCCCAUAUUACGGAUAGAGAUUUUGUAGUGGUGAGUGAGUAGGUGUCCUCAUGCCACCUAGUGAGUCCUGUGGCAGAGUCAAGAUUCAAAUAAGGGGCUUUCUGAUGCACAGCUCAGGUCUCUUAGCCAUUAUACUAGUUCCCUCACAAGGAAUGAUGGUAUCUAUUUACUACCAUCCUCCAAAGUUCGGUAGGGUGAAAAGUGAGGUCCAUACCUGCAUGUCAUUUGAAGUCUGGAAGGCCCUCUUAAUCACCAAGUACCCCACUGCUAAAACAGCCUCAGUCUGAGAGCUGGUUUGCCAUCUCAUUUCUUGAUGAGGGUAAUGCAAGGGUGGGGAGUGAAGGCAGACAGCAUGUUUGAACCUAUAUUGUAGUGGGGGCUCCCCCCUUGAGGCAAAGGGGGAUGAUCCCCUGCCAUAGCCUACCCACCCUCGAGCCCUGUCCAGUAAACAAAACUGCUUGUUUCCCAGAAGUCAGUUCUGGCUGCUGCACAUACACUUCUGACUGCCCACUUGCAUACCUCCUGUUCUGUGCCUGCCCAUCUUUCUUUUUUUGGGGGGGGGGGAGAAAAGCUGUUUGUUGUUUUAAAUCAGUGUAAAAUUGCCUCAGGUAGGUUGUCCAAAGCUAGUGCUCUGCUUAUUCCAAAAUUGCUUUGAUUGGUGCCCCCAAGGCCAAUCAGGAUGCAGCUUUUGUGGCUUGGUAGAGCAUUGCUGAUGGCCGUCCCCCAACCAAUCAUGUUGAUCAGGGGCAUAGCUAGGCUGUAGAGGAAGAAGACAGUAGUUGGCAACUCUUACUCAGCAGACAAGUGGCACGCAUGAGAGGAAAGGACUGGAAGAAGCAAAGCAUGGGUCUGUCUACCUGACGUGAUUAUUUUCAGUAUGUUCUUUUUUCCUUUGGUGGGGACGUAUUCCAUCAUGCGAGCACCCACCCGCAGCCUGAAAUGGUACAGCCCAUACCUCCUAAAUGAAUACUAAUGUCUAGGGGCUGCUUCUUCACAAUACUGUAUAUCUUGUUUCCUGCCCCAGACAGAAGAAAUUCAACAGGUAUGGAAGGGUACAUUUGGCAAACUUCUGCAUGUUGGGGAAGUGCUUGAAGGGACAAGAGCCCAUAAAACAUAGUGUCAAGUACCAAUACUCCCAGUAACCCAAUGGACCACUGGAUGUUGACUAUCUUGCUCCAACGGAAGGGUUGGCAUAACAAAGGUCCUCUGAAAUCAGCACCUGUGUCAGAUCAGCCUCAUGGACAACUGAGGCCCUGACAAGUGUAAGGUGCCAUAAUCAAAGGGGCACAUGGUGACACAUCCAAACACUUAACAGCUUUAGUUUUAUUUAAAGAAAUUCUUACGCUGAAACGAAAACUCACAGGCUUUCAAUAAAUAUUUGCAAUUGUCAAGAAUU